Fomitiporia mediterranea MF3/22 is the source of this 456-nucleotide messenger RNA. RefSeq lists its product as uncharacterized. The coding region runs from base 1 to 456 and encodes 151 amino acids. The record is from RefSeq and is a predicted model, not a curated record. NCBI's taxonomy places the organism in Eukaryota, Fungi, Basidiomycota, Agaricomycetes, Hymenochaetales, Hymenochaetaceae. The transcript is spliced from 4 exons.
AUGUCAUUGCUGCUCCCUAGCAAAUCUGACAUAGCCAGCAAGGGAAUGGACAUGGAUGACAAGCUAGUUGAAUGUACACUCAGUUCCAAUGCAGAAAACAAACCAGAGGACAAGGUUGUAAAGGAGGAAACUGACAGAUUGACUACAGAUCCUGAGUCUGAAGACAAAGAGAGCUCAGACAAUAAUGCUCACAAUGACAACAAUUCAGAGGGCAAGGAGGUUUUGUCUGUGCCAGUGGAGGGUCAAUCUGGCAAUUGUAAGGCAACAGUAGAGGAGCUUGCAAAAGUAAAGGAGGACAAAGCUGCUGCUAGGGCUAAAGUGAAGGCAGAGGCCAAGAAAGUAACACAGGCUAAGGUUAAGGAAGAGGCUCAGGCCAAGGCAAAGAAGGAGAAGGAGAGGGGAAAGGAGAAGGAGAAGGAGAAGGCUACAGCCUUGGCACAGUCAGCAACAAAGUAG